CACGCUGACAGGACGCUUCAGUGGGUCAGCUGUCACAGACCUCCAAGCCUGCUCGCAAGAUAGAGGCGCUAGCCGGGUGAUCUCAUUCAACGCUCCACCUGAACGCGUUUGUAGGUUAUCCAGCAGUGGUCAAAGCCCUUGAGACGAGACAAGAAGACCCCGAGCAGCAACGAUGUCUAAGGACCCACAGGAAGGGAAGAGCGAGAAGAUCAUGGACGAGGAAACCAAAGCGUUGUGGUACCCAGACUCUAAGAAAAACACGCACAUGAACAGGUUCAGGGCACACAUCAAUAAGGAUUACGGUGUCGAUCUAGCCAACUACAAUGAUCUCUAUCAGUGGUCGGUGCACAGCUACCCAGACUUCUGGGCCGAAGUCUGGAGUUUCUGUGGCAUCGUCAGCUCCAGCCCGUAUGAGGAGGUGAUCGAUGUGACCAAGCGGGUGUCGGACGUUCCUGAGUGGUUCAAAGGAGCCAGGCUCAACUAUGCAGAGAACCUGCUGAAACACACAGACCUGGACAAGGUGGCGCUCUACGCUUCCAUGGAGUCUAACGAGGAGGUAACCAAGGUGACGUUUGGGGAGCUGCGGCGGGACGUGGCCCUGUUUGCGGCGGCCAUGAGGAAGAUGGGCGUGCAGACAGGGGACCGGGUCGUAGGUUACCUGCCUAACGGCAUCCAUGCGGUGGAGGCCAUGUUGGCCGCCGCCAGCAUCGGAGCCAUCUGGAGCUCCACCUCCGUGGACUUUGGAGUCAACGGCGUUCUGGACCGGUUUUCCCAGAUCCAGCCGAAGCUGAUCUUCUCAGUGGCGGCGGUCAUCUACAACGGCAAAACCCACGACCACAUGGAGAAGCUGACCAGUGUGGUCAAAGGACUGCCUGACCUGAAUAAAGUGGUGGUGAUUCCCUAUGCACGCACCAAAGAGGAGACAGACAUCUCAAAGAUCCCCAACAGUGUGUUUCUGGAUGAAUUCCUGGCCUAUGGAAUGGGCGAGGGAGACCAGUUUCCCCAGCUGGAGUUUGAGCAGCUGCCCUUCAACCACCCGCUGCUCAUCAUGUACUCCUCUGGGACCACUGGCGCCCCCAAGUGUAUGGUCCACUCUGCUGGGGGGACACUUAUUCAACAUCUCAAAGAACACAUUCUCCAUGGCAACAUGACCAGCAGCGAUGUCAUCAUCUAUUACACCACGACGGGCUGGAUGAUGUGGAACUGGCUGGUGUCCUCUCUGGCCGUCGGGGCUUCGGUGGUUUUAUAUGACGGCUCACCGCUCGUCCCCACGCCCAACGUACUGUGGGACCUCACAGACCAGCUGGGCAUCACUAUCUUUGGUACUGGAGCCAAGUGGUUAUCUGUGUUGGAGGAGAGGAACCUGAAACCUGUGGAGACCCACAGUCUGCAGUCGCUCCACACCAUCCUGUCCACCGGUUCUCCUCUGAAGCCCACGAGCUACGACUACGUCUAUGGCUGCAUCAAGAGCACUGUGCUGCUGGGCUCCAUCUCAGGCGGUACAGACAUUGUGUCGUGUUUCAUGGGUCAGAACCCCAGCGUCCCGGUGUACCGCGGUGAGAUCCAGUCCAGGAACCUUGGCAUGGCAGUGGAGGCCUGGAGCUCUGAAGGUAAGCCAGUGUGGGGGGAGAGUGGGGAGCUGGUGUGUCUGAAGCCCCUCCCCUGCCAGCCCACACACUUCUGGAAUGACGACAGCGGCGCAAAGUACCACAAAGCCUACUUCUCUACAUACCCAGGUGUGUGGGCCCAUGGGGACUACUGCCAGAUCAACCCUAAGACCGGUGGCCUUGUCAUGCUGGGCAGAAGCGACGGGACCCUGAACCCCAACGGAGUGCGUUUUGGAAGUUCGGAGAUCUACAACAUUGUGGAGGCCUUCGAGGAGGUGUGUGACAGCCUGUGUGUCCCCCAGUACAACGCGGACGGGGAGGAGCGGGUCAUCCUGUUCCUGAAGAUGGCCCCCGGCGAGGCCUUCUGCCCGGCCCUCCAGCAGCGCAUCAGGGGCCACAUCCGGAGGGCCCUGUCGGCCCGCCACGUCCCCGCCCUGCUCCUGGAGACCAGGGACAUACCGUACACCCUGAGUGGGAAGAAGGUGGAGGUGGCGGUGAAGCAGGUCCUGGCCGGCCGCGAGGUCACCCAGAGGGGGGCCUUCUCCAACCCCGACUCCCUGGACCUCUACAAGAACAUUCCAGAGCUGCAGAACUACUGAAGGAGGAGGACGCAGGGGUCCCCUGGUCCAGAGCCCGCACCCCCAGACCACAGACGGGGACGGGGUCUGGGGGUACAA
Gadus morhua (Atlantic cod) is the source of this 2284-nucleotide messenger RNA. RefSeq names its product acetoacetyl-CoA synthetase (gene aacs). Gene Ontology annotation, molecular function: acetoacetate-CoA ligase activity. Gene Ontology annotation, biological process: positive regulation of insulin secretion; lipid metabolic process. The record is from RefSeq and is a predicted model, not a curated record. Bases 173 to 2206 code for a protein of 677 amino acids. Lineage: Eukaryota; Metazoa; Chordata; Actinopteri; Gadiformes; Gadidae. The transcript is spliced from 18 exons.